AUGCAUUCAAUUAAUUUGAUAGAAUGUAUUGAAAAUUGUCUAAUUCACGGCUUGAAGAAAAGAGCUGGCGGUUGGCUAAGGAAUCUAUCAUCACAUGCUCUGUUAGUAAAGCUUAGCAAGAACAGUCAGCUUGCUGCAAACUUACUAGAAAAGAGUUAUAUGGAAGAUGGGGGCUUCAGAGGUAGAAGUGAUUCAAGCUUAAGCCAAUCCAGGCGUAAAAUUUCCGAAAAACAAAAAAGUGUUUCACAUAUUCAUCCAGCUCUGGCUAAGCAUCGAUGGAUUUUGAUAGCUCUGAUGGAAAGGAAAUUAAUUCCAAUUAUAGAAGAAUUAAUGAGAGUAUCAAGCAAAUUCUAUGAAAGUGAAGCUUUGAUGCUGCACACGGUUGAUGGCCCUUUACUUGUUAACUUGAUUGUCGGUGUAUGCGCUCUUGAAUUUACUCGUAUGAAAACUCCUGAUAAUGUAUGGUCUGAUCCAUCUGCUGAAGAACUAGUUAAACGUGAUAGAAUUCAUUCUACAGAAUCGUUCUCCAGGAUGAACUCCCAAACGAAACCUACACUAGGAAAGAUGAAUAGCGCAAUAUCUGUGGAUGAUAUUCGAUCAAAAUAUUCCGCGAGAGAUCAUGUAGAAUCGAUGCACCAGAACGGUUCUGCAACAUUACUGUACGGCAAAAACAAUGUCCUUGCUCAGCCGAAAGAUGGUAUGGAACCUGUUGCCGGAUAUUUAUCACUGCACAAAACAGACCUUCACUUGCUGCUGAAAUGGACUCCGAAUCAGCUAAUGAAUGCUGGCGAGAAAUAUAACGAAAAUAUUUUGUGGGAAUAUGCUAUGACAAUUGAUUUUAGUCAAAUCAUUUACCUUCAUGUACAUCAAAGUAACAAUAAAAACUCCGUUAUUUUGGUUGGAUUUGAUGGAGUGCAAUAUAAACCGUUUAUUUUUCCAAAGGGUGGUGCGAUGCUGUCAUUUUUGUCUUGCUUGGAGAGUGGCAUUCUACCCUAUGGAAAAUUUGAUCCACCGCUAUUUACAAAGAAACGUGGGGGUUUACGAUCUAAGAGAAGCAGCAAAUUUGCUGCAAAAAACAAAGACAGAAUCAACAGCGAUGAUUAUUCAGGGUUGUUGAAAGAACUCUCAUCUGAUAAGGGAUCUGAUGGACUAAUGAAUUUUGUGUUUCGCAUAAUUACUACAAAUGAAACCAAAAAAACUAAGCUAUCUCGAAGGAGAGCAGCUGCAAAGCUAUUGAGAGAAAAGCAUGCUGAAGAAGUAAAAGAUGUACCUGCAGAACCUUUUGCAAACAUGUAUUCAACUUCUGAACAUAAUCUUCAGGCUUCUUCGGAUAAGCAAUCAAUAAAGUCCCUAUGCGAUAGCAUGAGAGUUCAGUUACUUUCACGAGCUUUCUAUGGAUGGCUCGCUUACUGUCGCCAUCUAUCAACCGUAAGAAUCCAUUUAUCAGGGCUGGUACAUGAAAAAAAUAUUUCUAUAACGCAAACAUCAAAUACCUCAGCUGGUAUCACCGAAAAAGUAUGGAAAGAACUGAAUAGCUCCGGAAAGGUCAAGGAUGAAGAAGAAAUCAUGAAACUCACUUACUUUGGAGGGGUUGAACAUAGUAUAAGGAAGGAGGUGUGGCCUUACUUACUUGGACAUUACAAAGUAGGAUUAACUGAAGAUGAGAGAGAAAUGAUUGAUAAAGCAUCAGAAAAAUCCUUCCGGCGUAUUUUAGAUGAAUGGCAAGCUUGUGAGACUUAUUUGUUAGGUAAAGAAAAAGGCAAAGAUGAUAUAUUUAUGGAUCAAGAUAACGAUAGUUCGUCGUUAGAGUAUAAAGAAAUUAAUGGUACCAAUGAUUUAAAUCAGGAAAUAGAUGAAGCUGAUGCAAGAUCUUUAAGCAAAUUUGAUCCCUACUCUGAUUGUUAUUCAAGCAUUAGUAUUGAUACCCUCGAUAGAAGUGAAAUUGAUAGUGCAUUCGGAUCGGUUGACAACAAAUCUAACGGAAUGUCAUCGAGCGAAAGUAGAGAUAAUGCAACAAUAAGUAAAGGAGAUAGCUUUAAGAAAAAGGUGAAACUGCUAAGGAAAGGCAGCAGCUCUUUUGAAAGGGUUAGCGUUUCGUCAAAUGGUUCUUUCAAUUCGGAAGUUUUGGAAAUAUUUUCUAGCAAUUUGCACCGUAUCGAUAAGGAUGUAAUGCGUUGCGAUCGUAAUUAUUGGUAUUUUACCCCCAAUAAUCAGCAUAAUAAUUUACAAAAAUUAAGAAAUAUAAUGUGCAGCUUUGUUUGGGAACAUCUCGAUAUUGGUUACGUACAGGGAAUGUGCGAUUUGGCUGCGCCAUUAUUAGUAAUAUUCGAUGAUGAACCGAAAAGUUACAGCUGCUUUUGCUUUCUGAUGAAUCGAAUGGCAUCAAAUUUUCCGCAUGGUGGUGGUAUGGAUACACACUUUGCAAAUAUGCGCUCUUUAAUUCAGAUAUUGGAUUCAGAAAUGUUCGAUUUGAUGCAUCAGAACGGUGAUUAUACGCAUUUUUACUUUUGUUACCGUUGGUUUUUACUUGAUUUUAAACGAGAGCUCGUUUAUGAUGAUGUCUUCUCGGUAUGGGAAUGCAUUUGGGCUGCUCGAUAUUGUGUUUCUGAACAUUUUGUUCUUUUUAUUGCUCUAGCAUUGGUCGAAAAUUAUAGAUAUAUCAUUCUGGAUAAUAACAUGGAUUUUACGGAUAUCAUAAAGUUCUUUAAUGAAAUGGCAGAACGACAUAACAUGAAUGCGGUAUUAAAUGAAGCACGAACUUUGGUUGCAAAAGUACAAAAUUUAAUCGAUACAAAGUAUUGA
Molecule: messenger RNA, 2802 nt
Organism: Trichoplax adhaerens
Lineage: Eukaryota; Metazoa; Placozoa; Uniplacotomia; Trichoplacea; Trichoplacidae
Exons: 20
Coding region: 1-2802 (933 amino acids)
Biological process (GO): activation of GTPase activity
Molecular function (GO): GTPase activator activity
Source: RefSeq, a predicted model, not a curated record